CUGACUGUAGAGGGCAGCAUGUCCCAUCCCAGGAUACAGCCUGGCGGUCUUUCAGCAGAAGAAGAAGAAACGAUUUUUGCCCGGGUUGCUAAAACAUCACUUUUAUGUUAUAGACGUCGAUCAAACCAGCGCUAAAUGAUUUGUUUUUUGCUAACCUAACGAGUGUGAGAUACCUGAAGGAGACGUGUUAAUGUAAAUCCGCAGGAUGAAGGUGAAAAUCAAACAGUGGAACGGGGUUGCCUCCUGGCUCUGGGUGGCCAACGAUGACAACUGUGGGAUCUGCAGGAUGGCCUUUAACGGCUGCUGUCCUGACUGCAAAGUGCCUGGGGAUGACUGCCCGCUGGUCUGGGGUCAGUGCUCCCACUGUUUCCACAUGCACUGCAUCCUGAAGUGGCUGAACUCACAGCAGGUCCAGCAGCAGUGCCCCAUGUGCCGGCAGGAGUGGAAGUUCAAGGAGUGAACCUGUGGAGGCGUCGCUGCCACAGAGACGAAAGGCUCGCAGACUUUUAUGUAGACUGUAAAUAAAUCUGUGUUGGUACUUCUACUAAUGCAGAACACACGCUGAAUAGGUUUUACUGUAGUGGAUUUGUGAUUAAAUUAAAUAAGAAAAAAAAUGCGUUGUAUUGAGUCUGUCUUGGAGGUCUGGCUGAUUAUUUCCUUGGAUUGUGAAGUUUAUGACUUUGAUUUCAUGGCAGCUCCACACUGAUGUAUUAUUUCUUGUUUGUUUGUUUGUGUAGCUUUUCAUAUUUCAGAACCUGUCUGGAUAAAAAUGGACAAAAAAUUUACAAGGUUAUCAAAACAAUGCUACUUAAAUAUCUUCUAUUCAGUUUAUCCCUUAACUCUUGAAUGUCUCCACAAACUAACAUAAAUUGUUUAAGUAAGGUCUUAAAUAACUUCAGUGCUCUCUAACAAUUAUUUUCUAAUUCUGCACAUCUAAUGGAGCCAUAUAGACCAUUCUUCCAGAACAUAUCCUCUUAUUUACUGACACACUGGGGUUGGAGACAUGUUUCCUGUAGAUGAGCUUAGAUCUGGGGACAAUGAAGGCCGUAGCAGGUGAUUCACAUCAUUUUCAUCCUCAUCAAACUAUUCAGUGACCCCUGCUGUGCUGCGGUGAGAGAUGACUCCCAUCUGGAUCCAGUUGUUUUAUCAAGAACAAAGGUCCAACAUGAUCACUAUGUAAUGAUUUGUACUGACUGUUCCUUCCAGUGCUUUUUAUUUCACCCCUCAUUUAAGAGCCCAUAUAUUUUUUCAUCAAUGAUUAAUAAAAUGUUUGUA
Haplochromis burtoni (Burton's mouthbrooder) is the source of this 1275-nucleotide messenger RNA. It is a transcript of the gene anapc11, whose product is annotated as APC11 anaphase promoting complex subunit 11 homolog (yeast). NCBI's taxonomy places the organism in Eukaryota, Metazoa, Chordata, Actinopteri, Cichliformes, Cichlidae. Gene Ontology annotation, cellular component: nucleus; anaphase-promoting complex. Gene Ontology annotation, biological process: positive regulation of mitotic metaphase/anaphase transition; protein ubiquitination; anaphase-promoting complex-dependent catabolic process. Gene Ontology annotation, molecular function: cullin family protein binding; zinc ion binding; ubiquitin protein ligase activity. The transcript has 3 exons. Bases 206 to 460 code for a protein of 84 amino acids. The record is from RefSeq and is a predicted model, not a curated record.